CGAGUGGAAGAACGCUGUUGAUUUCACCAAAAUUGGCCAGUUGUCCAAAGAUGAGAGGUUGGAAAUGAUGAUAAACGCUGCUCACAAAGGGUGUGACCUUCAGCUCCAAACUCCUGCUGUAAAACAACUUCAGUUUGGAGAAAAAUUCGAUCUGGUGAUAAUGGAAAUGUUCUUAUAUUUCUGCUACUUUGGUCUCGUUCAUAAAUUGGGACAUCCACCAGUAGUUGGCUUCCUUUCGGCUCAAAUGACUCCACAGAUGCAUCGCAUGGUGGCUAAUCCGAUUAACCCUGCAUAUAUCCCAAAACUGAUUACUCCCUACGCGGAUCACAUGAUGCUUUUUGAAAGAGCUGACAACGCGUAUCAAUAGAUGACUGACUGUAGGGACGUCGAAAGACUGAUAGAGUCUCAAGACGAAAUAAUGAGAACUCACUUCGGAAGUGAAGUUCCUAGCAUCGCUGAAUUACAAUAUAAUACAAGCCUAUUGCUUGCAAGUGGUCAUUUCUCUUCCAGCUAUCCGUAUCCAAUACAACCUAAUGUGAUACAGAUGACUGGACUUCAUAUUAAGGGACCCCAAAAACCACUCCCUCAGGAGAUACAAUCUUUCCUGAACGGUGCGAAACACGGAUUCAUAUACUUCAGUCUUGGUUCCUACGUAAAAAGCAGCAGCCUUCCUGUGUUCACACGACAAGCCCUCAUGGAUGCUUUUUCCGAACUGCCGCAAAGGGUGCUCUGGAAAUUCGAGGACGACUCCCUACCAGGGAAGCCAAGCAAUGUCAUGAUUGCAAAGUGGCUACCUCAAGAAGAAGUUUUGGCUCACCCAAACAUCCGCCUGUUCAUCACUCAGGGUGGACUUCAAAGUUUCAACGAGGCUUCAUACUACGGUGUCCCUCUCGUCGGAGUUCCCUUCUUUGGAGAUCAGCAGUACAACGUAGCAAAAAUGUUCAGAUCAGGAAUUGGAGUCAAAAUAGAUUUCUGGGCCAUUACUAAGGAUUCUAUGUUGGACUCCCUGCGGAAAGUUCUGGAAGAUCCGAGCUACCAGGAGAACAUGAAACGCUUUUCUGCCAUCUACCGGGAGCACCAGAGCACGUCCCUGGACAGUGCUGUGUGGUGGGUGGAGUACGUGAUCCGCCACCAGGGGGCCCCCCACCUGCGCAGCGCAGCCCUCGACCUGCACUGGUGGCAGCUCCUGCUGCUCGACGUCAUAGCCUUCAUACUGGCUGUGGCGGCCGUGGCGGCGUUUCUCCUCUACAAACUGACUCGGUGGUUCUUCUCGUGGCUCACUCGACCCAGCAAACUGAAGAAACAGUGAAAGUGUCCCUGCAUCACGUGUCAGAAAUCUGACAGACACGUCUUACAUGCUGCAGUCGUAUUUCAUAGGAGUGCUCCUAUAAUGUGCGCGACUUUCGCUUCCUUAACAGACUCGUCCCUGCAAGUUUAAUGAGUGUCCUUGGAGCAAAUCUAACUUCUAUGGAGAAGUGAUAAAAACGCUAGAACAUACACGCCAUGACAACCUGCUAUUCAUAUGUUAGCUGCAUCAAGUUCGACAUAGGAAGAGCACGAGAUCGUGAUGAUCAUCUCUAAGACUGCUCUCUGCAACAAAAUCACGUCCCGCACUGGGUAACGAAAGUCAAGUUAACGUAUGUUCAUCAAACGCUACUUACUAUAUAUUAAAGUGUUUAUCUUUUGCUGCAACUGAUUAGGCUCUAGACACAGUAGUUACGACCCUUUUUAGUAGAGUUCAACAAACACAUACCGUAUUACAAAAGAGGCAAACUUACUACUUAUAAUUACCUAUUUCACUUUUUCUGUUUAUCAGUAAAUACCGGGUGAUCAAAAAGUCAGUAUAAAUUUGAAAACUUAAUAAACCACGAAAUAAUGUAGAUAGAGAGGUAAAAAUUGACACACGUGCUUGGAAUGACAUGGGGUUUUAUUAGAACAAAAAAAAAAGUUCACAAAAUGUUCAACAGAUGGCGCUGGACAGCAAUAACUGCUACCGUGACGGGUAAGAGGUACGCCGAUAUGUUACAGAAUCGCAUCAUCCCCAACCUGGCUGAUAAACACCUGCUGGAACGUACGAUGUUUAUGCAGGAUGGCGCUCCACCCCAUAUUGCUAGACGCGUGAAAGAUCUCUUGCGCGCCGUUUAGUGACGAUCGUGUGCUCAGCCAUCACUUUCGUCAUGCUUGGCAUCCCAGGUCCCCAGACCUCAGUCCGUUACCUGAGGUUACCUGAAGUCGCAAGUGUAUCGUGAUCGACCGACAUCUCUAGGGACGCUGAAAGCCAACAUCCGACGCCAAUGCCUCACCAUAACUCCAGACAUGCUUUGCAGUGCUGUUCACAACAUUAUUCCUCGAUUACAGCUAUUGUUGAGGAAUGAUGGUGGACAUAUUGAGCAUUUGCUGUAAAGAACAUCAUCUUUGCUUUUUCUUACUUUGUUAUGCUAUUUAUUGCUAUUCUGAUCAGAUGAAGCGCCAUCUGUCGGGCACAUUUUUUGAACUUUUGUAUUUUUUUGUUUCUAAUAAAACCCCAUGUCAUUCCAAGCAUGUGUGUCAAUUUGUACCUCUCUAUCUACAUUAUUCCGUGACUUAUUAUGUUUUCAAAUUUAUACAGACUUUUUGAUCACCCAGUAUAUACGCUGCAGU
Molecule: messenger RNA, 2640 nt
Organism: Schistocerca serialis cubense
Lineage: Eukaryota; Metazoa; Arthropoda; Insecta; Orthoptera; Acrididae
Product: UDP-glycosyltransferase UGT5-like
Exons: 5
Coding region: 368-1309 (313 amino acids)
Molecular function (GO): UDP-glycosyltransferase activity
Source: RefSeq, a predicted model, not a curated record